AUGCUCCGACAACUUUUGUUGGGAUUGUUUUUAGCGGCGUUGGCAACGGCCGCCAAAUUCAAGUACCAAUUGGAAAGGGUGGAGAGCAUCAAAAGCCAGCUGAUCAAACAAGGUAAGACGAGAUGUUUAUGUCUUUGCAGGGAAAGUGAUUGCUGGAGUUCCUAGUUGUAAGGGAAGGUCUAGAGGUGGCAAUCGGGCUGGGCCGGCCCGGCCCGGCCGGGCCCGGUGAUUGGGCCGGGCCGGGCCUGAGCAGAUUUGAAAAAGCCCUGGGCCGGCCUGACCGCUUCGGCCCAUCGGCCGGGCCGACACUUUCGGCCCGGCCCGGCCCGGAAAGUAGAUAA
This is a messenger RNA of Bursaphelenchus xylophilus (pine wood nematode), 341 nucleotides long. NCBI's taxonomy places the organism in Eukaryota, Metazoa, Nematoda, Chromadorea, Rhabditida, Aphelenchoididae. The record is from the annotation of a GenBank genome assembly.